CUCGAGCGAGUUAUAACUUUUGUCAAUACAUGUUGUUCCGCCACUCAACAAACAUUCUUUAAUACUUUUGUUCCCGGUCCACCCCCUUCUCUGUCCCACGGAGGGAAAACAGAAGGGAGGGAGAAGCAGAACAGAAGGGAAGGAGAGAGAGGGAGAGGGAUAGAGGAAGAGGGAAAGAAAGUGUUUGAGUGCGUCUGUGUUCAGUCCAACUUGUGAAAAGUUGCAAUCGUUUGUCUCCGUUUCCAAAUUCUUCCAGUUGAGGAGAGCCGCGCGGGGGAACGUCCGUGCUGGAGAUAGCCGACUAAAAAAUGGGACGACUGUGGCUCGCGCUGCUCACUUCGUUGCUAUGGCAAUGCUGCCAGGCUCAGCAAAGAGGCCUCUUCCCGGCGGUGCUGAACCUGGCCACCAUGGCCGACAUCCACGCCAACGCCACCUGCGGCUCCCGGGGGCCAGAGAUGUUCUGCAAGCUGGUGGAGCACGUCCCGGGACAGCCGGCCAGGAACCGGCCGCAAUGCCGCGUCUGCAACCAGAAGAGCAUCAAACCCUUAGAACAACACCCAAUAGAAUAUGCCAUUGAUGGGACCAAUCGUUGGUGGCAAAGCCCCUCCAUCAAGAACGGCAUGGAGUACCACCAUGUGACCGUCACCCUGGACCUGAAGCAGGUGUUCCAGAUUGCCUAUGUGAUUAUUAAGGCAGCCAACUCACCCCGUCCAGGUAACUGGGUCUUGGAGCGCUCGCUGGAUGGCGUGACCUAUGACCCGUGGCAGUACUACGCCAUCACGGACACCGAGUGCCUGACGCGCUUCAACCUCAACCCGCGCACCGGACCCCCGUACUACACCAGGGACGACGAGGUCAUCUGCACCUCCUUCUACUCCAAGAUCCAGCCGCUGGAGAACGGAGAGGUAGCCUCGAAGGUUUCAUGUCCUGGGUAUCAACUCCUCUGCUCGUCCCCAGAUCCACACCUCCUGAUCAACGGGCGGCCCAGCGCCGAGGACCCCUCCCCCACCCUGCUGAACUUCAUCGCCCGCUUCAUCAGACUGGUGUUCCAGCGGAUCAGAACGCUCAACGCUGACCUCAUGACCCUGGCGCUCAAAGACCCCAGAGAUGUGGACCCCAUCGUGACGAGACGGUACUACUAUUUCCAUUAAGGACAUCUCUGUAGGGGCAUGUGUAUCUGCUAUGGCCAUGCAAAGGCCUGCCCGCUCAAUGAAGGAACAAAGAAAUUCAGCUGCGAGUGUGAACACAAUACCUGUGGCGAGAGCUGUGAUCGCUGUUGCCCCGGUUACCAACAACAACCCUGGAUGGCUGGGACCUUCCUCACCCGCCAUGUCUGUGAGAAGUGCAACUGCCACGGCCAGGCCGACGACUGCUACUUCAACCAGACGGUGGCCGACCUGACGCUCAGCCUGGACGCCACGGGCCAGCGCAGAGGGGGGGGAGUCUGCGUCGGCUGCCGCCACAACACCGCGGGCGUCAACUGUGAGAACUGCAGCGCCGGGUACUACGGCCACAAGGGGUGUCCAUGUGUUCUGCCGGUGCAGGUGAGCCCUGAGGACCCGGAGCCCUGCCGCCCCUGCCUCUGUCACCCUGACGGGUCCACCAGCCAAUCAUGUGUCUCCGACGAUAGCCAGGCCACACCCACUAUGCCAGCAGGGUCGUGCCCGUGUAAGGAGGGUUUCGAAGGUCUACAAUGUGACAGGUGUGCCUAUGGCUAAGGGCUUCCAUCCUGUGAGCGUUGUGCCUGCAGUAUUGAGGGAAGCACCAACAAUGACCCGUGUAGAACUCCCUGUUACUGCAAGGAGAAUGUGGAAGGGGAGAACUGUGACCGCUGUAAACUGGGGUUUUACAACCUGCGCCGCGACAAUCGCCGGGGAUGUGAAAAGUGUUCCUGCAUGGGCGUGGCCAGCCAAUGCUCCGCCUCUCCCUUGGCCUAUCAGAAUGUAAGAUCCCACGUACAUCAACCAACUCAGUGCCAUCGUUAUCGUAGCUUAAGAGGGCUGCAUAUCCUUCAUGUCCACUGCCACCAGGUGACGGGACAGUGUCUGGACUGUUCCCACCGCACCGCCGGGCCCGACUGCGGCGCCUGUCUACCUGGUUACUACGGCAACGCCACCCACGGCUCAGCCGACGACUGUCAACCCUGCGCCUGCCCGCUCAGCCUGCCCAGCAACAACUUCAGUCCUACCUGUCACCUGAGCAAUGCGGGAGAAUUGCUGUGCGAUCGUUGUCAGACCGGAUACACAGGGCCUCGAUGUGGCAGGUGUGCCAACGGCUACUUUGGCCACCCCAGCAGGCCAGGGGGUUCCUGCCAGCCUUGCCAAUGUCACGAUAACCUGGACCUCGCUCUGCCCAGAAGCUGCGAUCCAAUCACAGGCCAGUGUCUUCGCUGUCGUCAGGGUUACGGGGGCGAGACUUGUGAGAGCUGUUCCGACGGCUACUACGGUGAUGCGGUCAAUGCAAAGAACUGCCAACCCUGCCAGUGUCAUACCAACGGCUCUCUCUCGGAGGCGUGCCAUCAGGAGACGGGCCAGUGCCAGUGCAGGGAGCACGUGCUGGGGAGGCAGUGUGAUGAGUGCAUGCCUAACUGCUGGUGGGACGCAGAGCGCCAGGAGUGCCUGCCGUGCCAGUGCAGCCCACCGGGGGCGCUGGCUCAGCGCUGCGACGUGGAGGGCCGCUGCAUCUGCCGCCCCGGCUACUCGGGCCGGCGCUGCGACCUGCGGCGGCAGGGCUACGAGCGGCGGGAGACGCGGCGGCCCGUGGAGCGCGUCCCCGUCGAGGUGGCCCAGCGGAGAUGGGACACGCCGCCUCGCACCGGCGGGGCGUCCCGUACGGGGGGCUGUCCCCGAGGGGCGUACAGGCCCAGGAUAGCGCCCCAGACGCACGGCCUCGCCAGCGGCGGAUCGUGCGUUCCGUGCCACUGCAACUCGUUUGGCUCCAAGUCGUUUGACUGCGACGAGGCGGGCCAGUGCCGCUGCCAGCCGGGCGUGGCGGGGCCCAAGUGUGACCGCUGCUCCCGGGGCUUUUUCCUCUUCCAGGAGGGAGGCUGCACACCCUGUGACUGCAGCCAUGUGGGGAACAACUGUGACACCAACACAGGCCAGUGCAUCUGCCCGCCUCACACCAUCGGAGAGAGGUGCGACCGCUGCGCCCCUAACCACUGGGGCCACGACAUCAUGGAAGGAUGCAAGGAGUGUGGUUGCAGUGUGGUGGGCUCGGUCGCCCAGCAGUGUAACAUGAACACGGGCUGCUGCCUCUGCCGAGACGCCUACAGAGGGGAGAAGUGCAACGAGUGCCAGCUGGGCUACAGAGACUUUCCUCAGUGCACGCGUUGUGAGUGCAGCGCGGCGGGGUCAGAGAGCGAGACGUGUGACCAGGAGCGAGGUGUGUGCGCCUGCGCCGACCGCACCGGGAAAUGCAGCUGCAAGGCUAACGUUGAGGGGCACGGCUGUGAGGAUUGCAAGCCCGGCACUUUUGGGCUGUCGGUACGAAACCCGCUGGGCUGCAGCAGCUGUUACUGCUACGGCCUGUCCCAAACCUGCUCCGAGAAGCAAGGGCUCAUCAGAAUGUCGCUCAUGUUGAAACCGGAGCAGACGGUGCUCCCCCUGGUGGACAAGUCCAACAGUGCGGAGACGCGCACCGGAGUGAGCUUCCAGCACCCUGAGAUCCUGGUCCACGCGGACCUGGUGAGCUCGGCCCUUAGCGAGCCCUACUACUGGAGGCUGCCGGAGCAGUUCAAGGGCUCCAUGAUCACAGCGUAUGGCGGACAGCUCAAGUACGCCGUCUACUACGAGGCCAGGGAGGAAACAGGCUCCUCCUCCUACGAGCCCCAGGUCAUCAUCAGGGGCGGGCCCAACAAGGACCUGCUGAUGAUGCGUCACACAGCGGGGCUGCAGAUUGGACAGCUCACCCGCCACGAAAUAGAAAUGACGGAGGCUGAAUGGAAGCAUGCUGAUGGGCGCUCGAUGACCAGGGAAGAUUUCAUGGACGUUCUGUUCUAUGUGGAUUACAUACUGAUCAAGGCCUCCCAGGGAAACCAAAUGAGACAUAGCCGUAUAUCAGAGAUCAGUCUGACCGUAGCAGAGGGGGGCCGUCCCAACACAGAGAGUGAGAGAGCCCACCAAAUUGAGAGUUGCGAAUGUCCUGCUGGCUACUCUGGGCUGUCCUGCGAGGAGUGUGCGGCGGGGUUCUACCGCCUGCGGGGAGCGGCUGUGGGUCCAGCGUCUGGCCCGGCGUCCCAGGAGCCCGGAGUGGCCGGUAUGGGCAGGUGUGUGCGCUGCCAGUGUAGCGGCCACUCCGCCACCUGUGACCCCGAGACCUCCAUAUGCCAGAACUGUCAAGACAACACGGAAGGCGCCAGGUGCGAGAGCUGUGCACCUGGAUACUAUGGCGUGGUUCGUGGUUUCCAUGACGACUGCAAGCCCUGUGCCUGCCCCCUAACCAACCCAGAAAACAACUUCAGCCCCAGCUGCGUGUCGGAGAGCUUCGAUGACUACCGCUGUACCGACUGUCCUGAAGGAUACGAGGGGAAGUACUGUGAGAGGUGUGCUACUGGUUACCACGGUAACCCCCGGAUGCCCGGCGGUCGGUGCGAGGAGUGUAAGUGUUCCGCAUGGGGGGCACUCCCCGGGCCGUGUGACCCGAGACCGGCCAAUGCCGUUGCAGGGGCGGGGGCGACUGGACUGUCGUGUGACCAGUGCAUGGAGAGGCAUGUGUGUGGACCCGCUGGGAUUACCUGUAAGACACUAAGCCCCUCUUUAUGUCUGUCUGUCUGUCUGUCUGUCUGUCUGUCUGUCUGUCUGUCUGUCUGUCUGUCUGUCUGUCUGUCUGUCUGUCUGUCUGUCUGUCUGUCUGUAAGUCUGUCUUAUUCCUGUGCCUCAGUGAAGACACAACACAGUGUUCACACGUUGAAUAACGUACCUCCCUCCUCCCAGCACAUGCUGUCCCCACAGAGGGCCCCAGAGAGGCUGCUCCAGCUGGCCGACUCCAACCUGGGCUCCGUGGUCACUGAGAUGGACCAGCUCCACAACAGGGCCACCAAGGUCUCUGCGGACGGGGAGCAGGUGGAGGACGACGCCGGCCGGAUCCAUAAAGGAGCCGAGGACCUGUUGAGGUUCAUCCAGGACACGCUAAUGGGGGCCACAGAGCUCCAGGCCAAGGCGGCGGAGCUGAACGCCACCUUAUCGCGGCGCGCCGGGUCACCGGAGAAGAGCCUGAAGGAGAUGAAGGCGGAGAUCCAGGCCAUGCUAGCCGAGCUCCGAGCCAGACAGCUGGCUGGGAAGAAGGGCAUGGCAGCGGAAGAGCUGGGUUUGGCCGAAGAGCUGUACCAGAAAGUCAAGAGGCUGUUUGGAGACCCCCACCAGGCCACCGAGGACCUCAAAGCAGAGGUGACAGGGAAGCUGUCGGACCACGGGGGGAAACUGGAGGAGGCCCAGGAGCUGUUGGACGCUGCCCAGAGCAAGAGCAGGGAGGCCGGGGUGCUGGCUGCUCAGAACCAGGCCAACCUCACAGCCCUGGAGAGGAAGCGGGCGGCGGUGAGCGGCGUCAGGCAGGAGGCGGAGGGGCUGCUGGGGGACGGCGAGCGGCUGCUGGGCGAGGCCAACCAGCUCUCGGACCGCAUCAACGGGGAGAUCGAGGAUCUAGAGGAGAUGGAGCGAGAGCUGGGCCCUCUCCAUGACCGCCUGGAGACCAAAGUGGCUCACCUGACGGACGGCCUGAGUGACGGAGACCUGGCCGACCACGUGGGCCUGGCCGAGGGACACGCCCAGCAGCUCAACGAAUCAGCGGCCAUCCUCGACGGUAUUCUGGCGGAGGCUAAGAACCUCUCCUUCAACGCCACGGCUGCGUUCAAGGCCUACAGCAACAUAAAGAACAGCGUGGACGAGGCCGAGAGAGAGGCCAAGGCGGCGAAACAGAGCGCCGCUGAGGCCCUGAUGCUGGCCUCUGGUCCUGACAUCCCAAUAAAGGAUGAAGCCAAAGACUCACUGCAGAAGAGCUACAGACUGUUGAAUCAAGCCAAGCAACUAGAGGACAACGUCAAAGAUAAUGCAGCAAGUGUGGCCAAUCUGAAGGGCAGGGUGAAAGCUGCCAGAGACAAAAACAAAGACCUGCUGAAGGCUGUCAACGAAACCAUGGCAACCCUUAACGCCAUACCCAGCGACACAGCAGCUAAGCUAGCAGCCUCCAAGGUUGUGGCAGCGGGCGCAAACGCCACUGCCAUCGAUGUUCUGGAGCGCCUUGGGGAUUUGAACCUGCGACUCCGUGGCCUCCAGAAGAACUACAGCGAACUGGAGGACACCGUCAGAGCAGCAAAUCACAUGAUCCAGGACCCGGAGAAGAACAUCCAUGCUGCCGGGGCCAAAGUCAAGGAUCUGGAGGACGAGGCGGACAGGCUGUUGGAGAAGCUGCAGCCAAUCAAGAGGCUGCAAGACAAUCUCAGGCGCAACAUCUCUCAAAUAAAGGAGCUGAUCAACCAGGCCAGGAAGCAGGCCAACUCGAUCAAGGUGUCUGUGUCGUCGGGCGGUGACUGUCUCCGUAGUUACCGGCCCGACAUUCGGAAGGGGAGGUACAACACCAUCGUCCUCCACGUCAAGACCACCACGCCAGACAACCUCCUGUUCUACCUGGGCUCCGCCAAAUACGUGGAUUUCCUGGCCCUGGAGAUGCGCAAGGGCAAGGUGAGCUUCCUGUGGGACGUGGGCUCGGGCGUGGGGAGGGUGGAGUACCCCCACCUCUCCAUCAGCGACGGCAAAUGGCACCGGAUCGAGGCCUCUCGUAACGGUCUGAACGGCACCAUCUCGGUGUAUCCUCUGGAGGGCGCCCUGGCUGGCCUGCUGCCGAUGCCCGCCAGCGCCAACUCUCCCACGGCCUUCACCAUCCUGGACGUGGACCACAACGCCUACCUGUUCGUCGGGGGCAUCCUGGGAACCGUCAAGAAAGCGGAUGCGGUGAGGACCACCACGUUUACCGGCUGCAUGGGCGAGACGUUCCUGGACAGCAAGCCCAUCGGCCUGUGGAACUACAGGGACCGCCAGGGAGACUGCAAGGGCUGCACUGUCAGCCCCCAGGCAUCGGAGGGUGAGGGCACGGUGCAGCUGGACGGGGAGGGCUAUUCCGGGGUGGGGCGGCCCGUCAGGUGGAACCCCAACGUCUCCACGGUGACCUUCAAGUUCCGCACCUUCUCUUCAGAUGCCUUGCUCAUGUACCUGGCCACCGACGACAUGAAGGACUUCAUGACCCUGGAGUUGUCAGAGGGCAAGAUAAAGGUGACCUUUGACCUGGGCUCUGGGAUGGCCACUGCUACGUCCGCCAGUCGCCAUAACGACGGCCGCUGGAAGUCCCUCACCAUGACUCGCAACAAGAAGAAAGCCACGGUCUCCAUAGUGGACAUCGACAGCAGCAAAGAGGAGGAGAUGGCUGCUACAUCACCGGGCGCCGCAACCGGCCUCAACCUGAAAGAGAAACAGAAGAUCUACUUUGGAGGACUGCCCACUCAGGGAAACUACAGGUCCGAGGUGACGACACACCGCUACGCCGGGUGCCUGCGGGACAUUGAGAUCUCCAGGACGCCGUAUAAUCUGCUGGGCAGCCUGGAUUACACGGGAGUCACCAAGGGCUGCAGUGUUGAGAACAUCUACACGGUCAGUUUCUCUAAGCCCGGCUACAUGGAGCUGUCGGGACUCUCAUUGGCUGUGGCCACGGAGAUCAGCCUGUCGUUCAGCACUCAGACGGACACUGGGACCAUCUUCUUGGCAGUCAGUGGCGCCGAUCAGAUUGAUCAGAAGAGUGCAGGCCUGUUCAGUCCAAAGAGGAAGCGCAGGCAGUCGGGAGAGCCCUACCUGUCCGUCAUGCUGAACAAGGGCUCCCUGGAGGUGCUGGUGUUCACCGGGAGCCACAACACGCGGCGGGUGGUGCGCCGCGCCGACCAGGGUGUCCUGCACGACGGCCGGGAGCACGCCCUCCGCAUAGAGAGGCUGGCCGGCCGAUCCUUCGCUGUGCAGGUGGACGAGGAGCCCAAGAGGGAGGCGGCUCUUCCCAACGACCAGCCAAUCAGCUUGCGGCGCGUGUUCCUGGGCGGCAUUCCCGCCGCCGUGGAGCUGAGCUCCAACCGGGCCAAUGUUCCCUUCCAGGGCUGCAUCUGGAACCUCAUGGUCAACAAUGUGCUGUCCGACUUCUCCCAGCCCGCGUCCUUCGAGAACGCCCACAUCGGCCGCUGCCCCAGGCUGGCCCCGGCCCCGCCCCAGACGCCCCUCCCGCCCCUGACGCCCCUCCCGCCCCCAGAGGUGGAGGGGACCCCGGGGCCCCGGGCGGCCCCCGCCGCCCCGUCUCCGGGCCCCCCCGUUGUCGAGGCCCCACCCCCGGACACUGAACUUGCAGUCCCUCCCACCACCACCCCGGAGCCUGACACGGACUCGUGUGGGCCGGGCGCCGCCCCAGCCGCCCUGGAGAAGGCGUACCAGUUCGGACUCACCAAGAACAGCCACAUGACGUUCGCCUUCGAUGACACCAAAGUCCGAGAGAGGCUGAUCAUGGAGUUUGAGCUGAGGACCACAGAGGACUCUGGGCUGGUUCUGUACAUGGCCAGGAUCAACCACGCAGACUUUGUCACCAUACAGAUCAAGGAGGGCCAGGUGUGUCUGGGCUACGACCUGGGCCACGGCAACACCUCCGGGUGCAUCCCCUUCUCCGUCAACGACGGCAACUGGCACAAGAUCCGUCUGAACCGGAACAAGCAGAGAGCCGUCCUGAUGGUGGACGGACGCUACAGCAAACAGAUGAUCAGCCCCAAGAAGGCUGACCUCCUGGAUGUGGUGGGACUCCUGUAUGUGGGCGGGCUGCCGCAGAACUACACCAGCAAGAGGAUAGGACCGAUUCUCUACAGUAUCAACGGCUGUAUCCGGAACUUCAAAAUGGUGGGAGGACCCAUCAGUAGUGCUGCAGGUCGUCUUGGAGACUUCAACCUUGACAUGGCGUCGCCCAACUCCACACACAUGGUGGGAAGAUGCUUCGUAGCCACGGAGACGGGCACCUACUUUGACGGCACGGGCUACCUUAAAGCGGUGUCUACCUACCGGGUGGGACUGGACGUGUCCGUGGCGCUGGAGUUCAGGACCAGCCGGACCAACGGGGUCCUUCUGGCCAUCAGUAACCAGGGCAACGACGGGCUGGGCCUGGAGAUCAGCCAGGGCAAGGUCCUGUUCCACGUGGACAACGGCGCCGGGCGCAUCACGGCCGAGCACGCCCCCGGGGGGGCGGGGCUCUGUGACGGCCAGUGGCACGCGGUGGUGGCCCACAAGCUGCGGCACCGGCUGGAGCUGGAGGUGGACGGCUGGAAGAGCCAGGCCGAGAGCCCCCACACACGCUCCAACACCUGCGACACCAACGACCCCGUCUACGUGGGGGGGUACCCCAGCGGUGUGCGGCAGGCCGCUCUCUCCACCUCCACCUCCUUCCGGGGCUGCAUGCGCAACCUCAGGAUCACCAAGGCGUCCCGGACCAUGGAGGUGCACUUCAACAAGGCGCUGGAGAUCAGGGGCGUCCAGCCGCUGUCCUGCCCCGCCGUGGCGGCCUGAGCUCCCCCCCACCCCCCCCUCUCUACCCCCACCUCCCUCAAACUACCCCCCACCCCCCCUCUCUACCCCCACCUCCCUCAAUCUACCCCCCACCUCCCUCAAUCUACCCCCCACCAACCCUCUCUACCCCCCACCCCCCCUCCUCCCCACGCUUUACCCUCCCCUCCUACUCCCUGCAGGCUCCUGCUCCUCCUCUCUGGAAGACGCUCUUGUAUUUCGGUCGCACAGCGUGUUUCAAUGGGUUUCAAUGGGUUUCAAUGGGUUUCAAUGGGUUUCAAUGGGUUUCAAUGGGUUUCAACGUGUUUUCAAUGUGUUUCGACAUGAGUUUCUUCACCUUGCUAAAUGUGUUGCUUUUGUGUUGUUAACGGACCCCCUGUGGAGGAAGCGUUGCGCGUGAGCGAUGUUUCUUAGGUUGUGUUGGCGAAAAGAAAACAUAUUGCAUUUGGUACUGCUCCACUUAAAAAGAGGAAAAGAAAACAUUGUAUUUGGUACUGCUGCACUUAAAAAAGGGAAAAGAAAACACGCACACAAAGACACACAGAUAGUCUUUAGGAGCCUAUGCUGCUCCCCGGUACUGAACGCCCGCAUACACUGCCUCCAUAUGGCUGUGAAACCCAUAUGGCUCCCUUAACACACGCCCUCCUUCUCCCGCUCCACCGGUUCAACAGAGUCCGCAAGGAGCUCCCUGAUGGUCUCAGAACGUUUGCAUGGUGUGGUUAAAUAUAUGUAAUCUGUUGUUUCUGCAGAAAUAUAUUUCUGUUAGCAUCAAACUACUGGUCCUGUGUCUGCCUCUUUGCUUGUCUUUACUUUAAUUGCAGGGCAUACACAUUGUAUAAUGUAUAAUUGUACAUUAUCCCUAACAUAUAUGAAGGAAGGCAAUGCUCUUACCACUAAACCACAUUGCAUUAAAAACUUGACCCUAAA
Molecule: messenger RNA, 10496 nt
Organism: Gadus macrocephalus (Pacific cod)
Lineage: Eukaryota; Metazoa; Chordata; Actinopteri; Gadiformes; Gadidae
Gene: lama2
Product: laminin, alpha 2
Biological process (GO): regulation of embryonic development; cell adhesion; regulation of cell migration
Molecular function (GO): signaling receptor binding
Source: RefSeq, a predicted model, not a curated record